UGUGUGCUGGUGUUAUGUAGCUAAGGAUGGCUAAAAUGUAAUUAUUUUUUAAAGCAAUGUUAUAUUAAUAGUCCAGAUAUGGCUGAGUUUCCUGAAAAGGAUAUCGACGGUCGGACACCGGUUUAUGACUCAGCCUUCACCUCCCCGGCUUGUAUCUGAGGAGCUGCUGAGGACAGUAAGGAUGCUGCUGAAGAUGCCCCAGAAGCUGCUGAAGACUGCCAACUUCAUCGAGCUGGGCAGCUACCAGCACUGGCCGGUGCUGAUAACCCAGAGGAUAAGGCUGUACACCUACGAACAGAUCCCCCUCUUCCUCAGAGAAAACCCCUUCAUCACAGACGGCUACAGGGCCCAUCUGCCCUCCAAACUCUGCCUGAGGAGUAUUUUUAUGCUGUCCAAUGAGACUGUGAAUAUUUGGAGCCAUCUUCUGGGUUUCUUGCUUUUUUUCUACCUGGCGUUCAACGACCUCACCUCAGUACUGCCAGCCUCUGGAGUGAACAGAGAGGACUACGUCAUCUACGCUAUUGGACUCUUCUGCUUCCAGGUGUGCAUGUUAUGUUCUGUGGGGUAUCACCUGUUCUCAUGCCACCGAUCAGAGAAGACCUGCCGCCGCUGGCUGUCGUUGGACUACGCAGGAAUCUCUGUCGGCAUCUUGGGCUGUUACGUGCCUGGGAUCUUCUACGCUUUCUACUGUAACGCUUUUUGGCGACAGUUGUACCUGCUGACGGUGCUGUCGCUGAUCCUGGCCGUCUUCUGCGCUCAGGUCCAUCCUCGUUACCUCAGCAACGACUGGAAACGGAUACGAAUGGCUAUCUUCUGCUGCGUGGCCGGCAUCAGUGUUGUUCCCUCCUGUCACUGGGUCGGGCUCAAUGGUGGAUUAUCCACUGAUGUUGUACAGUUGUUCCUGCCUCGCAUCCUAGUGAUGUACCUCAUAGCUGGAACUGCCUUCCUGUUCUACGUCACCAAGAUCCCUGAGCGCUAUUUCCCCGGCCAGCUGAACUACCUUGGUGCCAGCCACCAGGUGUGGCACGUGCUGGUGGUGUUGAUGUUUUACUGGUGGCAUCAGACGGCUGUUCACAUCAUGCAGUUCAGGCACAGCCGGUCCUGCCCCCGGACUAGCAGCAGCUAAGUGGAACUGAUCAAAUAAUGUCAUAAGGCAAUCAGUUGCUGUCAGCAAACAGUUAGAUCUUUUAAAAUUCAUGAAAUACUUCUUAACACUUAGCUGCUGGUUAAAAUGUGAUAGCUAAAGGUAUACCACUGACUACCAGGAACUCUUGACUAUAAGCUGCUGAGGUGAAACUGAUGGUCUGACUGUAGCUAGUAGAUUUCACUGACCUGUUGUUAAAGGCCAGUGUGUAAUCUACUGUCUCAUACAGUAGAUAUUAACUAAGCUACUGUAAAGCUAUAAUUCUUGUAACCACCAUAACCAUAAUAUUAAUGCAUGAAGCAGGAAUCAUAAGAAUCCUAAUAGAAAAAAUACUACGGUUUGGUGUUUUUAAUUGAUCAUGUUAUCUCAUGCUUAGUUUCUUUGUACAGAAAUAUUCAAAAAAACAACUAUAUUGAUUUUUUUUAAUCAAACAUAAUAGCCUGUGUGAGCAAUGAUCAUCUGAUUUUGUUACAUCUAUCAGCUCCUAUACGAUUGUAUGACAUUUUGUGAUGAAAGGUGGAAAGCGCAGAACAAAAAUCCUGAAAAACUGGAGAUUCAACGUAUGAACACUGUGAACUGUCUCUGGAAGAAAUAUUGUGUCACCACCUCAAGUAUUUUAAUAUUUUGUUAAAGUUCAACAAUCAAUUAAUAUCUAAGAACAUUUGGGAACUUUAUGUUAGCCUUGUGUGUUAUUUUUCUUUUUUGUGGACUUUUUAUUUUAUUUAUUUCGGUGUGAUUUGAAAAAUGUUGAACAAAUCGUUACAAUGGCAAAUGCUGUAUUUAUAUAGUGGAAGCUCAUCUAAAUAACAACAAAAAUACUACUAAUAGAGGUGAUUGGGAGUUUAGUUUUUGGAGCUCACUGCAUUUUAAAAUGAAUAAUUUAAGCAAACAGUGUUUAUUUAAAAAAAAAAAAUCAACCUGAGCCAGUAAAACUAUGUAAAAUGGUUUUGAUUUUGAUGAAAUGCCCUUUUAACAACCACUUGCGUUGGACGAUAAAGACAAACACACAUUUUGCUGACAAUCCAGUGACGGUAGCACUUCCACUGCGGCUGAUAAGGCAGGCUGCUAUCACCCGAGUGGUUAUCAGACUCCUGCUACCGUUUAAUAAUAAGGUCUGUCAUAAAAGCUGGGGGUGUGACAAAUCCUCAUUGUCUAUUUAAAAAGUUGUUUUUUUAAAUAAGGCCAGUUAAAGUGUUACCUUAAUCACAUUUAUUUUUUAUGUUAAGUGUUCGUUUUUUUUUAACAUUUUACAAUCAUGUGUAUACUUUAUUUGCCUUAUUAACUUUGAGUGUUUCUACUGUAUACCCACUAACUGUUACAAUACGUUUCGGGGCAAUAACCCUCAGAAAAAAUGAUCAAACUCAGACCGAUUUCAUCUUUGCUGUUACACCACAAGGCCAGUAUGUUUUGUUUUCUAAAUGUAAUACAAUUUAGUGUUUGGAAUAAAUUAUGAAUCUGCUGCAGAGCUGGAAAUCAGGUGCUGAAAAAAGUGACUUUAUUUUUGCCUUUUUGUGAGUGUGUGUUUUUAUUUUCUGAACUUCAAACCUCUAGUUAUCAUAAACUGCAUGAUCUUUUUUCUGAAUGAUCUCAUGAUUGUUUUAUCCCGUGAUUGUGUUUUCCUUAGACAUCAUUUGUAUGGCAAAGCACUGGCACUGACUUUCAAAAUGUAUAAUAUUUAUUUCAGUGCCUAUGUGAAAUUAUAUUUUUAAACAUUUUGAAUGAAUAAAGAAUGCUGGGAAAUACUU
Molecule: messenger RNA, 2889 nt
Organism: Trematomus bernacchii (emerald rockcod)
Lineage: Eukaryota; Metazoa; Chordata; Actinopteri; Perciformes; Nototheniidae
Product: progestin and adipoQ receptor family member 3-like
Exons: 7
Coding region: 125-1126 (333 amino acids)
Cellular component (GO): membrane
Molecular function (GO): signaling receptor activity
Source: RefSeq, a predicted model, not a curated record